Molecule: messenger RNA, 4440 nt
Organism: Sodiomyces alkalinus F11
Lineage: Eukaryota; Fungi; Ascomycota; Sordariomycetes; Glomerellales; Plectosphaerellaceae
Product: histone deacetylase interacting
Exons: 7
Coding region: 1-4440 (1479 amino acids)
Biological process (GO): negative regulation of transcription by RNA polymerase II
Cellular component (GO): chromatin; Sin3-type complex
Molecular function (GO): transcription corepressor activity
Source: RefSeq, a predicted model, not a curated record
AUGAACGCAGAGAACAUGGACGACACAGACGUGUUCGAGCGCGAGGCUGACAACCGUCGCCGCCUGGUCCAAGCCGCCGAGGACCUUGACAGGAGAGAACGAGACCAAGAAGAACGACGGCAACGGGAAGGGUUUCAGCCUGGUCCUCCACAUCACAGCAACGCUGGCUCGAUACCUAUUCACCAGCCUGUCGCGUCGAGGCUGCCUGGGGCAAUUCACACCAUUCACAGUCCAGGUGGUCUGCUUGCGAACCACGGCUCCUCCGGUCCGCCCAUGACUCUUGGAGCGCCCUCAGGGCCUGCCAACAACUUUGGCGGGCCCCUUCAACCGAACUCAAACCGUCCUCUCCCACACGGCGAGCCGAAUAACCCGUCCCAACACCAGAUGUUCGCCCCCAUCCCCCACGCGACGAACCCCCCGAGCACGAGUACCGUCCCGCCAGGCGGCCCCCCUCCUGGCUUUGGGGGCUUACUCCAACCGAGGGAGCCUCACCAAGCACUACAACAGAGCCACUUUGCCGGUGGCGCUGGCCCCACCGGAAGUGGUGGCAGCGGUGCCAGCAAUGGCGGCGGGCCACAAGGCGGCCAGCCUCCAACUCAAAUGCAGAAUAACCAAGGCCAAGGCCCUGGAGGGCUGGCCCAAGGACAACAACCGAUACUGAACGACGCACUUACGUAUCUUGAUCAAGUUAAGGUCCAGUUUCACGACCAGGCGGACGUUUAUAAUAGGUUUUUGGACAUCAUGAAGGAUUUUAAAAGUCAAGCCAUCGACACUCCAGGCGUGAUCAAUCGAGUAUCAGAGCUCUUUGCCGGCCACCCCAACUUGAUACAGGGCUUCAACACGUUUUUGCCACCAGGGUAUCGGAUUGAGUGUGGUACAGGAAGUGACCCGAACACUAUUCGAGUUACGACGCCGAUGGGGACUACAGUCCAGUCCAUUGCAGGCAGGGGGAAUCAUGCUGAUGGCCCGCAUGCCCAUCCAGGACCUGGACAGCCUCUGUUCGGUCAGCGCGGCGGAAACUGGCCGCAGCAGCCACCCCAACACAGCAUUGAAAGCCCCGAGGCCGCCUUCAGCACGCCGGUGCAGAACGGCGGGGGUUUCAACAAUCACCCCCAGGGGCUUGGUCCACCUUUCGACGGUCAUGGUCCUGGACAUCCGUCGCGCAUGCCAAAUCAGGCACCUGUUGGGGCGCCCGCUACAGCCGCGCCACCUCCUCGUAGCACACACACGCCAACUCCCGGUGCUGGGCCUGGGAUGAACGGCAACAAUGCGCAGCAGGGAGGACUGGAACGUCGGGGUCCUGUCGAGUUCAACCACGCUAUAAGCUAUGUCAACAAGAUCAAGAACCGAUUUCAGGACAAACCUGAAAUUUACAAACAAUUCCUGGAAAUAUUGCAGACAUAUCAGCGGGAACAGAAACCAAUCCAGGAGGUCUACGCCCAAGUUACCACGCUCUUUCACAGUGCCCCAGAUCUGUUGGAAGAUUUCAAACAAUUCCUCCCCGAGUCGGCCGGCCAAGCUAAAGGCACACCCGUUCGACCCAAUGACGACGUCCCUGCUCCCGUAACCAUGACCCUGACUCCCCAGCCGGCUGUCCGGGAGGGUCAGAAGAUGCCGCCUCUUGGCAGCUUCGCGCCGCCUGCGAGCGCCAGCAAGGAGAACAGCAAGAAGCGGCCCCGGGCUGACAAGCACACACCUGCUCCUGCUCCCGCUCUCGCUGAAUCUUCCGCUGCGGCGAAUAACCGAGUCGUUUCAGGGCCUCCAGUACCCGCCACCACCAAUAAGCGAGUCAAGCUCGCCCAUAAGCCCCUUGCCACCGAUGGCCUGACCAUAGAGCCCUCACUGACCCCCGUCCUACCCGAGCCUAUGGGCCUUUUGACUGCGACUACUACUCACCAGGAGGAGAUUGCUUUUUUCGAGCGCGUCAAGAAGUUCCUUGGUAAUAAGACUUCGUUCAACGAAUUCCUCAAGAUAUGCAACCUCUUCAGCCAGAACAUCAUCGACCGCCAAACCGUAUAUCAAAAGGGCGCCGUUUUUCUGUCAGCAAACCCGGAGCUCUUGCACUUCUGGCGGAUGUUUCUGGGCGUGGACCACAAGACUGAAGUGGUCAACAAUCGGCCGGCACCGCCAAGUGGCAAGGUCUCUCUGAGUAACUGCCGCGGCUACGGCCCUAGCUACCGACUUCUUCCUAAGCGUGAGCGCCUUAAGCCUUGCAGCGGGCGUGACGAGCUGUGCAAUUCGGUACUCAACGACGAUUGGGCCUCCCAUCCGACUUGGGCGUCCGAAGACUCCGGUUUCGUUGCGCACCGUAAGAACGUCUUCGAGGAAGGACUGCACCGCAUUGAAGAGGAGAGGCACGAUUACGACUACAACAUUGAGGCGAAUAUCAAGUGCAUCCAGCUCCUUGAGCCUGUUGCCCAACAGAUCAGUGUCAUGACUCCUGCUGAGCGGGAGACUUUCGAGAUGCCAAGUGCGCUACGUGGCUCCUCCAUCCCCAUCCUGAAGCGAGUCUGCAAGAAGAUCUACGGUGUCGAGAAGGGUCUCGAGGUAGUGAACGACUUGUUCGCCUACCCCCUGAACGUCGUGCCAGUUGUUCUGGCGAGAAUGAAGCAGAAGGACGAGGAAUGGCGCUUCUCUCAGCGUGAAUGGGAGAAAGUGUGGCAUACCCAGACCGAGCAUAUGCACCUUAAAAGUUUGGAUCAUAUGGGAAUCCAAGUGAAGCAGAAUGACAAGCGGACUCUUUCGGCGAAACAUCUGGUCGACGCAAUCAAAACGAAGCACGAGGAGCAAAGGCGGCAGCGCAGCCUCACUGGAAAGGCACCCCGUCAUCAAUUUGCCUGGCAUUUCGAUGAUAAGAAAGUUAUCGUUGAACUUUUGCGCUUCACGAUGCUGUACGCAGUCAACAGCGGCCAGCACAGCAUUCCCGAGAAGGAACGUAUAGCCGAUUUCUUCGAGACUUUCCUUCCUGCGUACUUCGACAUUCCCGAGGACGAGUAUGACGGCCAGCUUCCCAAAGUCCAGGACUCGGAGGAAGAUGACACGGAGGAGGCGGUGCCUACUGAGCUUACUCAUGGUCGGAGUCGCCGUAACGGUAAGAAGGCCGAUCUUCUCCGCGGCGUUCUUGACCCGGGCCGGAACGGCUCCAAGCCUCGCAGCCAGAAGGAAGACAGUGCCGCCUCCGGCAGCAAGGAGACGACACCAGAUGUCGGCUCGGCUAACGAGGAGGAGAUGCCCGAUGCCCCGAACGAGAACCGUGGCCCCGUCGUUUCAAACGAGCGCUGGCUCUCUACCGUGCCCCAACCCGUCGUCACUACGGGUGACGAUUCGGUCCUCGCAGCCGAUGGUGACCUGAGAGCGGACGGCUCUUUCGCUCGGCCGUGGUUCAACUUCUUCUGCAAUCAAACCAUCUACGUCUUCUUCAGUGUCUUGCAGACACUGUAUAGGAGACUCAAAGACGUCAAGGAUAGUACCGAAGAUGUUUCCGCUGAGAUCGCUCGUCUUAGCCGGCCCCGGGCAGCCCGAGACAUUGGCUUGACGGAGAACCCAAUGAACUACUUCGCGCCCGAUGACGAUCCGUCUACUUUCUGGCCGAAGACCGUGGAGUUGAUCGAGGAAUAUAUCGGUGGCGACAUCGACGAGGUUCGCUAUCAGGACGUCCUCCGCCACUACUACCUGCGUAACGGCUGGAAGCUCUACACCAUUCAGGACCUGCUUAGGAUACUGUGCCGACUGGCGUUGACGUGCAGCUCGACCGACUCCAAGGAGAAAACGUCGGAUCUCAUCCAGCACUACUUGAACAAUCGGGAGAACGAGACGAAUUGGCACACGGAGCUUGCAGCUAGGAAGUUUGCCGAGAAGUGUGUGAAGGAUGGUGAGAUGUUCGUUAUCAGCUGGUACCCCAGUUCGUCCGAGGCGCAUGUUCGCUGGCUGCAGCGGGAUGAGACCACCUUCUACAUGGAUGAUCUAAAGCAGAAGGAGCGGUGGCAAUACUAUAUCUCCUCGUACAUGUCGGUCGAGCCCACCGAAGGCGUCCCCCGGUCGCGGCUUCAAAAGACCGUACUGGCACGGAACCUUCCUGUCGGCGAAGACAAGCUGGACGAGAGCCAUAUUCCAAAACCGCUGGCUUACGUCGAAGGCCUGGCGCACAAGAUAUGUCUGAACUCGCUCAAGAUGGUGUAUAAAGAAGGCACUUCCGAGUGCUUCAUCUACGAUCAGUCAGCGAAGGACGACGAGGCUCGCGCUCGGCGUGCCCUAGUCAUUAAAGCGCACCAAAACAGGCGCAAGCAAUGGAUGCGGGAGAAGUACGUCCUCAACAGCAAAUGGAUGAAGGAUAUGAACCGCGCCGACGUCGAGAAGAUUAACGAUCAGUGGGUUCGGUGGAUCGAGGAUGGUGUUCCGCCUCCGGCUCCCGAUGAUGACGCCAUGGAUACCACGAAAUAG